UGCAAAAAACCAUGUUUAAUGUUUUACCUUAUAUAACCUAUGAAAAACUGAAGUUUUAGGUUAUAAUUUGUAAAAGAGUUUUUCCACAAUGUUUUUAAGGAAAUAUCUUAUUUCUAAUGCUAUUUAUAGAAAGAGACUUUUACAAUUUGAUUGCUGUAGUCAAAUUUGUAAAAAUCAUGUGGCGUUAGCCAAAUCAUAUCAUAGUAUAAAGACUUCUGAAAACCCAACUUAUGUUGAAAAAAAAUUGUUGUCUUACUCAUAUUUGUCCAAUUUGAACAAUGCUUACAAAAGAUAUUAUUCCAAUAGUUUAAUUGAUGGUGAUGUAACAAAGUUAAAAGAUUCACAGCAUGAAAAAGAAUUGAAAAGGAUAUCCCAACUUUUUCCACAACCGAGAGUAACACUCAACGAAUUAAACUCAAAAACACCAGAAAAAGUUUUUGAUAUACACUACAGACAAAAUGUAGUUGCACCAAAAGGUGUUAGGAAGAAAAUGGGAUUGAGUAACAAUGAUUGGACAUGUACAUAUACUUUUAUUUGGCCGGAGAAGAUUAAAUUUGAAAGUGUGGCAAUAUCAAAACGACAAGCUGCAGAAAAGUCAGCGACACAAGCACUACAUUGGCUAUAUAUGAACAAACGGAUAGACAAUAAAGGCAAUCCUAUAUAUGAUAAGAAAGUGAUAGAAGAUAUCAAAUGUAACUUAAAUGAACCUUUACAUGUUGAAAUCAGCGACAAUUCUCUUCUAAGAAUAGAUAGGAUAUGGAAUGAUUAUGAAAAUGAAAUAAAGCAUAUUUAUGAGAAGACAUUUGAAGAGGCAAACCAUAGACUAUUUUUUACUCCGUCGAUGUUAACCAAAGAUUCAACUAUAGAUAUAGAAGAUAAUUUAACUGAAGAAUCUCAAGAUACUGAAGUUGAUGAAGAAUUAAAUAAUUUUACGGAUGAAAGAACUCUAAUACAUCCAGUAUUUGGUAGGCCUGUCCACCCCCCUUCAGAAGCUCAGUUAGCCAGACGUGAUAGAACUUUGAAGCAGAAGUUUGAACGAUAUGAUGAAGAGUUGACUCCUCUACCCAUAGAUCAAUAUACGAAGGAGAUAACUUCAACACUGGAGACAUCUCGCGUACUAGUCAUAGUAGGAGCUGCAGGUUGUGGGAAGUCGACGAGGGCUCCUGCUGCCGUAUUGAAGGCGUUAGGUUGUAACACAACUGCUAUAGUGUCGGAGCCCAGACGAGUGGCUGCUAUUGGACUGGCACAGAGAGUUGCUGACGAGAUGGGGGAGGAGGUAGGGGACUCUAUAGGCUAUCAAGUGCGCUUGCACUCGAAAGUACCAAGGCCCUCUAGUGGCAUUGUACUGUACUGCACAUCUGGAGUGUUACUGCGAAGAUUGCAACUUAACCCUGGUCUGGAAGGCUGCUCGCACGUGUUCAUAGACGAGGCCCAUGAGCGUGACGUCAACACUGACGUCACUCUGCUCCUCUUGAAGCGCGCUCUGGACAUAAAUCCUAACCUCAAAGUGGUAAUCAUGAGCGCCACUUUGGAUACAGAAGUCUUUACCAAAUAUUUCGAUCCUUGUCCAAUAGUAGAAGUUCCAGGACGUACUUUCCCAGUACAAGUGACGUAUUUGAAUGACAUUGAAGAGAAAUAUCGUAUAAAAUUACCAAUGACUCUUGAAAAUUGUUGUAAGGAAGAUGGAAAACCUCAAGUAUAUUGUCAAGAGGUAGUUGAAGUCAUCAAAUCAGUUGAUAAGUCAGAAUCGGAAGGUGCAAUACUAGUUUUCCUCCCAGGCUGGGCUGAGAUCAAACAAGUAAAGAAGAUUCUAGACGAAAUAUAUGCGGGCUCCACGACACAUAUGGUGUUACCAGUACAUUCCAGGUUAUCAACAACAGAACAGACUAGAAUGUUCGAGAAACCAGCACCCGGUAUUAGAAAGAUAGUACUUGCUACAAACAUAGCGGAGACUUCUAUCACAAUACCUGAUGUGGUCUACGUUAUUGAUACUGGAGCUCACAAGGAGAAUAGAAUUAAAGAGGGGACUGGAACUGCAAGUUUAGAGACUGUAUGGGUUUCAAAAGCGGGCGCUAAACAGAGGACAGGACGAGCUGGAAGGGUACAGCCAGGACAUUGCUUUAGGUUGUAUACUAAAGAGAGAGAGGAAAGUUUCGCACCGCACACUACGCCUGAGAUAUUAAGAAUACCUCUAGAGCAAACAGUAUUGAACUGUAAAAUAUAUGCACCACAAGAUAAAGUGGCAGAUUUUCUAUCUCUACUGCCGGAACCGCCCAGCGAUAAGUCCAUACGAUUGGCCAUCAACGAUCUAAUUGAUUUAGGUGCAUUAUCACAAUCAGAGAAACUAACUCGUUUAGGUAUACUGUUAUCAAAUAUGACUAUACAUCCUCGUUUGGGCUGCAGUUUGUUACAUUCAGUUGUGUUAGGUAAUACUGUGGCUACAGCUAAUAUAGUCAGCCAUUGUUCAGAUAAUAUAGAGUUAUUCAGUAAUGCACCAGACAGGAGAGAGGAGAUACGUGAAUUCAAACGUAAAUAUAAUGAACAUUCGGACCAUUCCGCGCUGCACUGGAUACAAGACGAAUAUGAAAGAAUACUUCAAGAAAAAGGCUGGAACGAAGUCAACGAGUGGUGUGAGAGAUACGGACUGAGGAAGGACAGGCUGAACUAUGUUAAAUCGAUAUCCAACCUCCAUUUGCAACAAUUAUUACAAUCCAGUAUUAUAGAGGCACAUCCUGACGUGACGGAAUUGACGCGUUUCUCUGACAUAGAGGAACUGUCAGCGGGGGCAUUGUUGUCAGGUGUUAACACACUGCUGGUGACAAGGAAACAUGUCCGCACUAAGGGCAAGCUUAUGACUAUUGUUGAGUUGUUUACUAGUUCUGGCGACAGAGCGCACAUCGGCAGUGAGAGUGUUAAUUACGGUAUAAAGAAGAGGAAACCCACAACACAGUUAUUAGCUUACUUUGGUGGUCACCAUUCUACGGAGCGACGAGCUCUGGUAGUUUAUAAAACGACGGUGGUAUCACCACAAGCUGUACUACUGUUCUGUAAAGGUGAUAUAGAAAUGAUGAAAUCUGAAGAAAAUGAAGAUACUACAGUAUUAAGUCUGCCUAGACAUAGACUACGUAUUCACGUGCCAGCCAAUCAAGCUGAGAGCAUAAUUAAAAUACGAGAAAUGCUUUGGAAGACUUUCAAAUAUUAUAUUGAAAGAGAUUUAAAGUCUAUAUCUUAUGAUCAGUUCACAAAUAUAUCAAGAUUCAAGACCAGACUUGUAAAGGCGGUAGCAAGAAUACUUGUUGAAGCAGAUAACGAAAAUGACAAGAAUAUAAAUGAUGAAGAUUACAUAUAA
Papilio machaon (common yellow swallowtail) is the source of this 3349-nucleotide messenger RNA. Its product is annotated as DExH-box ATP-dependent RNA helicase DExH6-like. The transcript is spliced from 22 exons. Gene Ontology annotation, cellular component: cytoplasm; nucleus; intracellular anatomical structure. Bases 89 to 3349 code for a protein of 1086 amino acids. Gene Ontology annotation, molecular function: ATP binding; DNA helicase activity; G-quadruplex RNA binding. The record is from RefSeq and is a predicted model, not a curated record. Lineage: Eukaryota; Metazoa; Arthropoda; Insecta; Lepidoptera; Papilionidae.